AUGUCCCUGCGAGCAGACGCAGCCCAGUGUGGAGGGGUGGUGGUGGAGUUUGAGUCUGAUGACAUCAAGGAGGCUCGGGCCAGGAAGGCCAGGAGUAGAUCAGGGUCAGCCCUCAUCUACCUCAGGGGCCCUAAAUUCCUGAUCUACGUCAGUGGGGCACUGUCCAUGUGGGGUGACCGUAUGUGGCACUUUGCCAUUUCGGUGUUCCUGAUCGAGCUGUAUGGACGUAACCUGCUGCUGACCGCAAUAUUUGGCUUGGUGGUGGCGGGGUCAGUGCUGCUGCUAGGGGCUUUGAUUGGGGACUGGGUUGACCGCAACCCCAGGAACAAAGUGGCACAUGCAUCGUUGUUGGUUCAGAACAUUUCAGUGACGGUGUGUAGCAUUGUGCUGAUGUUGGUCUUCUUAUAUAAACAGUGGAUUGAGAGCAUUUGGGAUGGCUGGUUAACUGUGGUUUGUUAUACGGUGGUGAUCGUCCUGGCAGAUGUGGCUAACCUAGCAAGCACAGCGCUGACCAUCGCCAUCCAGAGGGACUGGAUUGUGGUUAUCACUGGAUACAACCGGGGUCACCUCGCCGGGAUGAAUGCUACCAUGCGGCGCAUCGAUCAGGUGACCAACAUCCUGGCACCGCUGGCGGUGGGACAAGUCAUGACCCUGGCCUCCAACGUGAUCGGCUGCGGCUUCAUCCUGGGCUGGAACCUGGUGUCCCUCAUAGUGGAGUUUAUCUUCCUGUCCCGGGUCUACCGCAUUGUCCCGGCGCUGUCCGUCAAACCACCCGCGCCCGAGGACGGCCAGGCCUCCCUGGAGAGACCAACAGAGGGGACGGAGGGACUGGUGGAGAGGAGGGGGUCACAAGUAGAGCAAAGUGAGGUGGUGACAUCAGCCCCGGGCCUCAGUGAUGACGACAUGAGCCUGAACCUCAAGGAGAUCACCAACCUGCCUCUGUGUUUCGGACGCUUCCGCUGGCUGCUGAGCACCUGUAAGGAUGGCUGGAGGGCCUACUACCGCCAGGAUGUCUUCCUGGCUGGGAUGGGCCUGGCCUUCCUCUACACAACUGUCCUGGGCUUCGACUGCAUCACCACGGGCUACGCCUACACCCAGGGCAUCAGUGGCUCCCUGCUCAGUCUGCUGAUGGGGGUCUCGGCUAUAACAGGCCUCAUGGGCACCGUCAUGUUCACCAAGCUGAGGAAGGCCUACGGUUUAGUCAACACAGGCAUCAUCUCCAGCUGCCUCCAUCUUUGCUGUCUGCUGCUGUGUGUGUGUUCUGUGUUCGCCCCCGGCAGCCCCAUGGACCUCCGCCUGCUCAUGCCCUUCCUGGACGCCAAUGCCAACUCGACGUUGGCGGCGGCCGGGGGGAUGGUGGAGGGCCAGAGGCAGAAGCACACCUACCCGAUGCGGGGUGGCAUUAAUCAGCCGCUGCUGCCCGACCGCUCGUCCAUCCACUGGACCAACAACACGGUGCUGUUUGAGAAUAUGCCAUCAGGCAUGGAGCCAGACUCCUACAUCUCUAUAAUCCUGCUGUUCUUGGGGGUCAUCACAGCACGCAUCGGUCUGUGGUCCUUUGACCUGACCGUGACCCAGCUGCUUCAGGAGAACAUCUGUGAGUCAGAACGUGGUGUGGUCAACGGGGUCCAGAGCUCCAUGAACUACCUGAUGGACCUUCUCCACUUCAUCAUGGUCAUCUCUGCUCCGCAGCCCCAGCACUUUGGCAUCCUGGUCAUCAUCUCUGUACUGUUCAUCACCACGGGACACACCAUGUACUUCCUAUACGCACGCAAAGCCAAGAGAAAACCUGCUGGACGCCUGGACACGUAGGGAGGCCGUGCGGCUUUCUGCGACAAAGCAUGAGCCCAAAGACUCCACUCUGCCUGUGCCUGCCCGUGAAAUGAAUGUCUCUUCUCUCUUGUUCCCUCUGCGCUCUCAUUGCUAGGCAACAAUACAAUACCGUAACACUCCUUCCCCCCCAUCCAGCCAUUCAUUCAUUUCAGCACAGCACAGCAAGUGUCUGUCGUGUCCUCCCCAACCUGGUUGCUAUCUCCCUGCAUGGUCAGGUGUAGUAUGGCCAAGUGCUAAGGUACAGUAACAAACUAGAACUCAGGUUAACUAGAGUAGGAUCCAUCUUUUCCCUUCUGUACAUAGGUUGAGGUGGUCGCAACAGAUGCGGUGUUGGUCCCCUGCCGUGGUAGGUUCUCACCCCAGUGUUGGUCUCCCACCGUGGUAGGUUCUCUCCCCAGUGUUGGUCCCCCACCGUGGUAGGUUCUCACCCCAGUGUUGGUCCCCCACCGUGGUAGGUUCUCACCCCAGUGUUGGUCCCCCACCGUGGUAGGUUCUCACCCCAGUGUUGGUCCCCCACCGUGGUAGGUUCUCCCACCUCAGGAAAAGGGCACAGAGGGCAGGCUGAGGCAGCAGCAGCAGCAGCAGAACACGCUUUUCCAGCAAUUUUAGAUUACUGCAAGAGCUCUGUUAUGGCAGUCUGUUAACCUACUCAGAGUUUGGAUGGGAGUUGGAUGGAUGGAUUGAUGUAUUUUUCUAACCUUCACACAGUAAAGAACUGGGCAUGGUGAAGCAGGUGACAGUAACAAAAAGAAGAAGAAAUGAGAUUUAACAACUUUAACAAGUGGCAAACAUGUUACUGCUCCGUCCACUUGGAAAUAAUCCAGGAAGUCCAAAAGGAAAAGUAAAGGGAAGUUGGUGUCAGAUUGUGAGAUACUGAAGAUUAUAAAGGAGCCCCCCUUGAUGGACCGAAGAGGAAGGCUGUAGUGUCAUCUUCUCCUGGUCUGUUUCUCUGUGGAUGAAUCAGGCAGACGUGUGCCUAGCUUUCAAAUCAAUCACUAAGACACAUUUCAGUGCCUAUUGAUUAACACAUUAUAUCAGUAAAAAAAUAUAUCAUUUAAACCGGAUCGCAGGAACGUAUCAUAAGAACAUAAAGAUAGUAAGAAAAGAAAAACAUGCAUUGAAAUGAGAGGAAACCAAAAUGACCAUGAUCGCUUGUGUACUUAGAUAACUGAAAAUAGCUUCCAAAUUGUAAAUGCUUUUCCAUCACAUAGAAACAGAGUGAUAUUAAUGCAGUUUGACAAAUUUAUAGCAAACAGAUUUUGACCUCCUCUUUCAUUUUGUGACCUGUUUUGAGAUCAGUGUUUAGUAGAUUGAUAGGUCUAUAUGAUUCUGGAUUAAGGCAGUGUUGUAUUACACCAGAACACCUACGUAUCCUGUUUCAUUGUUGUUCUCAUGAACUAAAACCUUACCUCAGUACAGUACAAGAAAACCCUGUUUGAAAAACUGACUUGGACAUGUCUCAGCUAUGUACGGCCAUCUCCUUUCUGUAGUGGCAAUACCAUCAAAGUUGAACUCGUUGUCAUGCAAACAGCACCACAUUACAAUUUAUUUGUUUUUAU
This is a messenger RNA of Salvelinus fontinalis (brook trout), 3392 nucleotides long. Its product is annotated as solute carrier family 40 member 1-like. Gene Ontology annotation, cellular component: membrane. Lineage: Eukaryota; Metazoa; Chordata; Actinopteri; Salmoniformes; Salmonidae. Bases 1 to 1812 code for a protein of 603 amino acids. The record is from RefSeq and is a predicted model, not a curated record. Gene Ontology annotation, molecular function: iron ion transmembrane transporter activity. Gene Ontology annotation, biological process: iron ion transmembrane transport. The transcript has 8 exons.